AUGCGAGGCUACAUCGUGCUUGCUCUUAUGGUCCUGCCUCUCAUGGCGGCGGACUCCAAAGAAGAGAGCCGCUUGGCUGAAGUCAAGGUUUUUUGCGCGGUUCUCGAAGUCCUAAGCGAAAUGUCUUGUUAGGCCAACAUCCUGAGAGAACUCGGGAUGCAGAGACCCCCAAACGUCUCUGAGAUGAACAUCCCUCUGGAGCAACUCCGCGCUCAGUUCCGCCCUAUCUUCGAGAAGGAGUACGCUGACAAUAAGCCGCAGGAGACUGAGACCUUCUACCUGACGGCUAAGAAAAGUUUUCGUAAGCUUGUCACUCCUCAGAAAGAUGAUGAAGUCCUUUUCUCAGAUACCACCCGUGGCACCUUUCGUUUUGAAGUCACAGACGCUAUCUUGGCUCGACAAAUUGAAAAAGUAUUCUAAGUUAUCUAGUUUCCCCUUCUUCAUAGAAUACUUUGAGAUGGAGCUCACCUUCAACUUUAACAAGGGACAGGAAAGUGUCAAGAACGUCAUCAACGUCUAUCAACGCUUCGACAAUGGAACGGUUGAUAAUCUUAAAAAAGGAACAACUUUUUGAACGUUUCAUCUCUGUAGGGAACUCUAGUUGGAUCGCGCCAGCUUCUCAAAUCAGGACAUGUCAAGUUGACCUUGGAGAAACAGGAGAUCGAGAAGUGAGUAGUGAGGGAAGAGCUCAAACUGGUGAGCUUUUUCAGAGUCCUCUUGGAUAGCAACCUGCUGACCUUGCAAGUGGAAGUCAUUGUUGACGAUCAGGAGUACGACCUCUACGAGGAGGACAACGAGGACGAGGUGGAUAGAGAUUAGAGCUUCGAAAACCCAUGAUUCUAGAUCAUGAUGAUGGCCGUGACCUGCGUUUCCAAGUCGCGUACCCGUAGACGUGCUAAUCCCGUCUGCCUGAGGGAAGAUCCGACCGACGGAUGCUGCCGCUACGACAUGAUUGUCAGUCUUUCGAAGUCUCUUAUCAUUAGGAACUGAGGACUUCUAGGUGGACUUUGACAAGAUCGGCUGGCACUGGAUCGUCGCUCCUCCGCAGUACAACGCGUUCGUCUGCCGUGGCGACUGCGCUCUCAACGGCCACCACGUUAGUUUCUCCGCUCCAGUCAUUCAGAAUAUCCUUCUGCCUUCUUCAGAUGCACAACUUCGGGCACACCAAGAUCGUCAAGGCCGUCUUCCGCAAGGACGCCGACAUGGCUUCCUUCAUCGAGAAGACCGCCAGCUGCUGCCACGCUGGAGAGUGAGUCAUGAUCAAAAUAAAUCAAAGAAAAAAUUCAUCUUCUUUUCAGGUACGCUCCUUUGAGCCUCAUCUACAUCAACCACGAUGGCGCUGUCGUCGCCUCGAGCGUCAGCGCGAUGAUUGCCGAGCACUGCUCCUGCUCAUAG
Messenger RNA from Caenorhabditis auriculariae, 1395 nucleotides. The record is from the annotation of a GenBank genome assembly. Lineage: Eukaryota; Metazoa; Nematoda; Chromadorea; Rhabditida; Rhabditidae.